Molecule: messenger RNA, 189 nt
Organism: Parastagonospora nodorum SN15
Lineage: Eukaryota; Fungi; Ascomycota; Dothideomycetes; Pleosporales; Phaeosphaeriaceae
Exons: 2
Coding region: 1-189 (62 amino acids)
Source: RefSeq, a predicted model, not a curated record
AUGGCCACGGCUUUGAGCCAGGAGCCUUCUCACAGCAAUCAGGGCCCCGAGCGUUACUGUGGCGUGGAACAUCAAUCCAUUGAAGGUGCAGAGGAGAAGAUGGAAAUUUCCUCGGCAUUUGAAAAAGGAUAUCUUGACGACAAGGACAAUGAUAUUUUCGCUCCUUGGAAGACCAACUGGCCAUGCUAA